AUGAGGGAAGAUGAGAUAGUGGUUAUGACUAAGGAGUGUGGUGUAAUUUUCCAAAAAGAUUUGCCAAAGAAGCUGAAAGAUCCAGGGAGCUUCAAAAUUUCAUGUACCAUUGGAACCACCACCUUUGAGAAGGCACUGUAUGAUUUAGGGAAAAGCAUCAAUCUCAUGCCAUUUUCCAUAAUGAAGAAGCUACAAAUCAAAGAGAUAAAACCAACAAGAAUAGCUCUACAAAUGGGGGAUAGAUCAAUAAAGUAUGCACAAGGAGUAGCUGAGAAUAUCUUGGUCAAGGUGGGAAAGUUUUUCUUCCAAGCAGAUUUUGUGAUCCUUGACAUGGAGAAGGAUGAGAAUGCCUCCAUCAUUCUAUGA
Molecule: messenger RNA, 366 nt
Organism: Arachis ipaensis
Lineage: Eukaryota; Viridiplantae; Streptophyta; Magnoliopsida; Fabales; Fabaceae
Source: RefSeq, a predicted model, not a curated record